Messenger RNA from Verticillium dahliae VdLs.17, 711 nucleotides. RefSeq lists its product as uncharacterized. The coding region runs from base 1 to 711 and encodes 236 amino acids. The transcript is spliced from 3 exons. NCBI's taxonomy places the organism in Eukaryota, Fungi, Ascomycota, Sordariomycetes, Glomerellales, Plectosphaerellaceae. The record is from RefSeq and is a predicted model, not a curated record.
AUGGCCUCUGCUCUACCAGGUUUUCCCCGGACAGUGUUCACCAUUUUAGAACCCCUGUCGCUGGUCGCAGGGUUCCUUGGAGUCGUCGUAAACCCGGACAAGUUUGUCGCUGAUCAGAUAAUCCGGCAGACCCCGCUUCUGCACUCGGACAAUGGUCGCAUGGUGACUUUGCAGCUGGGAAACCUCUACCUCCUGCUCGCCAUGAUCGGUGUCGCGGUCUUGUCCUCCACGAGCGAGAUCAGAGUAGUACGGAACUACCUCGUCGCGCUGUGGGUGGCCGACCUCGGGCACUUGUGGGCUUGUUACCAUGGUCUGGGGUAUGGCAAGUUUGUCGAUGUUGCGCAGUGGAACGCCAUGACAUGGGGUAACGUCGGCGCGACUGUCAGCAUGACUACAUUCCACCUACUGCAUCGAUGCCUGCUGACUGAUGAUGCAGGCCUUCUUGUGCCUGACUCGAACGGCGUACCUGCUUGGGCUCUUUGGCCCAGAUGGUCUGCCUCAGAAGGUGGCAGUGAAGCGACAUUAGACGAGUUGGUUUUCCUUGAGGCUUCCGAAGCCAGGAUCAAGUCUGCAGGGUUGUGUUUGCUAGCCACGACACCGCGGCAAGUCGAGACGCACAGAACGACGGGGCAUUGCGAGGCGGAGUGGGCGAUGACCAAGCUGGAGUGUGAGGAAGGCGCAGGGCCAGCUACCGCGAAGAAGACGAUAUAG